Messenger RNA from Fusarium redolens, 1168 nucleotides. RefSeq lists its product as uncharacterized. The record is from RefSeq and is a predicted model, not a curated record. The transcript is spliced from 3 exons. Bases 1 to 726 code for a protein of 241 amino acids. NCBI's taxonomy places the organism in Eukaryota, Fungi, Ascomycota, Sordariomycetes, Hypocreales, Nectriaceae.
AUGCCUCGGAUAUCGCCUCUUUUCCGCCAACGACUCAUCCUUGCCGCGAAAGUAGCUGCUGGAGUCUCAGUCACCGGCGCAGCAAGCUUUCACUUUGUGACACGGAAAUGUUGCUUUGAACCGUUUGGACCCGAGAAUGGCAGAUCGCUGUUCGAGCAUUCGUUAUUGAAGCAGAUCAAUCCUUGGAAUAAACCCGUGUCUGCCGACUCGUGUGUCAGGGAAGUACCAUUCGAUAAGCUGGAUAAAGCACUUAUUGAAGAUGCAAAGAAUGGAGGAACCAAGUUGAUUGAGAGAUUCAUUGCAGGAAUGUGGGGAGGAUUUGGAUAUGGUAUCCAAAGAAGAAUCAUGACAUUCUUCAAGAACGACAAAAAUAAGAAUGACUUAUGGGAGAAGAAGGAUCUUCUGGAAUCAACUUACGAGCCUGGCACGUAUUUCACGAACCAUUUCGUGGUUCUCGCGAAAACACCAACAUGCAUCACGAUGAGAGGUUGCUUUGGCCCUCAUGAGUCACCACCAUCUCCCAAGGACGUUGAUAAUAUUGUUGAGAUUCGCGCUGAGCUGGAUGAAGCGAAACAGGUGGCGAUCCUAAAGCUCCAGGUCAUCACGUUUGAUGGGAGGAAAGAAGCGAGUGAUAAGGAAGAUCCAUUUGGUGGAGUGGGAGGGUGGCUUCACAGACGGUAUUCUACUCUGCUGGUUGAGUCAGGAGCCAGAAACUGUCUGAAUUGAGCACAUUGCGGGACACAUGCUAUCAAAAGCUCUCUUGAUAAAACACUAUGGAUUUCAGACUGGCUUCUCAAGUCCUUUAGUCUGAACCGGACUAAAGCGCUUCGAAAUGAUCUUUCUUUGGACGAGAUCGGAAUGCUGUCGCUCAAGACAAAGUUGAAAUUCCAUCCAAAACACACAUAAUUAUGUACACUAUAUACAUUUAUAUCACUCCUGUAGGUCUGCAUCAGCGUAUCCCAUCAAAACCAGUCCAUGACAACUUACCACCGUCUUUCGUUUCUAUCCAUUAACAUUAUCGAUAGCAUCGACCGGCACUGCAGUAUCUAGCAGUAUUCUUGCAGCAUUCCUUCUUGCAACACUUCUUCGUGCGGCAGCAGAAGUUACCAAUGGAGCACUUUCUGGGGAACUUGGCGGGGCAGACUUUAGCAGCAAGUUGAAGAGCCUC